Aspergillus candidus is the source of this 2680-nucleotide messenger RNA. Its product is annotated as protein kinase-like protein. Lineage: Eukaryota; Fungi; Ascomycota; Eurotiomycetes; Eurotiales; Aspergillaceae. The coding region runs from base 262 to 2622 and encodes 786 amino acids. The transcript has 2 exons. The record is from RefSeq and is a predicted model, not a curated record. Gene Ontology annotation, biological process: protein phosphorylation. Gene Ontology annotation, molecular function: protein kinase activity; ATP binding; protein binding.
GCUGUGGCUAUCAGCCACUUCAAAGGUCCUUUUUGCCACAUGUUGACUCAAUACCUAGACUAUUACAGCAAUGACUUGAGCUGCAAAAGACCCUAGUGAGCCUCAUCAGAGUGCAAAUCCUGGAUUCUGUGGUGCCGGGGUUUAUUUUCGUGUUGAAUUCGUCUAGAAAACCCCGCUUUCCACCCCUAAUAACAUGCUCUCGCUUCCAUUUCGAUUGCGUCCUUUGGUCUUUGAUCCCUGCCCGGAGGCCCCCCUUGAGAUAUGGAGGGAACCGGGCCUAGUGGUCCACAAAAUUUUAUGAGAGAGCUUUGGACCAACAUCCAGGCGAGAAUGCACAAGAAAGGCGACUCGUCUGCGACAUUCAUCCCUCGAGAUGCCAUAGAUGACAUCUGGACCAACGACCGCCUGGAACUGUUUAUCCAGCACACGAAGCCUGGUUUCGACUCAUCAAGGAUACCGACUAUAAAGGCCUCUCAUUUGAAGACGAUCUCAACUUUAAUCUCCAUCGGCUGGGAUGAGUGGACACGGUUCUCCCAUAUAUUUAUACACACCGAGGGUCGGACUGAUCAGGAUAUUCCCCGCUACGACCUCGCGGCGCUCCGUGAUACCAAUUUCCUGGGGGAGGAAUGGGCGUUCAAAUUUUUAUUUGAGCGAGUCAUAUUUUGGCCGAUUGAUAUUGAGGAGGGAGAGAAUAAUGUCAAGCCCAAGGACUGGAGAUUGCCUUUCUUAGAGGCACGGUCCGAGGACCUGGGCCGAGGAGCAUACGGAAGUGUCACGAAAGAGGUCAUUCCCGCCGUCCACUAUCGGCCGUCUGAAGAAAGAUCAUUCCACAGAGGCCCCGCUGGCGGAGAGGUACCCGUAGCCUGCAAACGGUUUUCGAACAGCAGCGAGUUCAAGUACGAGACCAAAAACCUGCAGACGCUCAAGAAAAGUCUCAUCAAACAUGAUCGGAUCGUCUCUUCCCUUGCGACAAUCGAAGUUGGAAACGACUUUUAUAUUCUAUACCCCCUGGCGAUGAUGGACCUGGAAAGAUUUCUCGAAGGAGGCCUGAAUAACGGCGCUGGGUUCACCGUCCCAGAGAUCCUCCGCGAGGCUUCAAAUCUCGCCAGUGCCCUUGCCUUCUUGCAUGAUGGGCUUGAAAUUGACUCACGCCCAGUCUGCUGUCACAUGGAUCUCAAGCCGGCCAAUAUCCUGGUAUACCCGAACCCCAAAGCCCCCGCAGUGGGAAACUGGCAGAUCACGGAUUUCGGAAUAUCCAUGAUGACCCAAACCCAGGGGGGUCUUAUGGUGCCUACCAAUCCCGAUGGCUCUGCAUAUACAAUACAACGAUCUCCGUUAGUCCGAGGGGAAAUGCCUUACCAUCCGCCUGAAGUUCUGUACGGACAGUUCGGACGUAGAAGUGACGUCUGGUCGCUGGGUUGUAUCCUCGUGCGUAUAAUAGCCUUUGCACUGAAUGGGGCAAGUGGACUGCGAGAGUUGGAUCUGAAACGACGGAAAGAUACGGAUGGAAUCACCGACUACCCCGACGAUCAUUUUCACCGCACCUCCCCCGAACUGAGUUCCCAUGUCCUGAAUCCACACAUCAAGUCGUGGCUGGAUGGGCUCCCUCACGCCGGAUACAACUUGCACUCGGACCUGCUGAAUGGGUUGUGUGAUUUGCUAUCGCUCACGCUGAGAAUCGAGAAAGCUAGUCGUCCGUGUGCAAGCGAAGUAAAGGACAUACUUCGCCAUUUGGCACUAGUCGCAGAAGGCUCUAUUCAAGGCUACCACGUCAGAAAGGAAUCUCUGUCGUCAGUGAACACCAUCCGCACAUCCGAAGGAGAUCUAACGUCUCUAGACUCCAAAGCCACAGCCAUCACUCCUUCAGACUGUACGAGCGCUCCCACUCCACCGGCGGACGCCCGUUUGAUCGAUGCAGUGACAAACUCUCUCACCCAAGAUCUGGAAUUGCUUCUGUCCGAGAAGCCGACACCCGACCUCGACCGGCAAAGCUCUGACAAGAAAACACCUUUGUACCUUGCCGUAGAGCGGGGAAGCCUUGACAUGGUCCAGACUCUAUUGGAGGCAGGCGCAGCGGUCGACGCGCCAUCCGCAGAUAAGCUAACAGCGCUCAUGAAGGCCGCGCGAGACGGCAAUAUCGACAUUGUCUCAAAGCUGUUACUCUCCGGCGCCGAUGCUACGGCGACCUCAGCAGACGGGCUGACUAGCCUGCAUUAUGCAACCUACUGCAGAGCAGAAGGAGCGAUCCUGAUCAAUUGUUUCAAAGAACGCGUACCGGAAUUAGAAUUAGACCUGCCCAACUGCCACACUAAAGAAACGCCUCUCCUGACCCUAUUGAAGAACUACGAGGGCGGCAUCCUAUGGCGCGACAAAUUUCUAGCUUUGCUAGAUGGUGGCGCUAACAUGAACUGCGCUGAUCACAGGGGCGUUACCCCGUUCUCCUUCGCCGUCAGCCGAGAUUUCUACCAGGUUGUGCGUGUGCUUCUCAGUACGAAAACAGUCCCUAAGACAAUUCCUCCCAAAUCAAAGCUGUCCCAAAAGAUGAUUAAGGUCUUCAGAGAAGCAAACGUUGCUUUGCCGGCCAGGCCUUCAUCCGACUUUUUCCGUUUCCUGCGCCGUUGAUGUCUCCGGUGGUGACCUUGUUUUAUAUUAGCAUAUUAUACCCAUGCUUGAGUGUUGU